Molecule: messenger RNA, 2254 nt
Organism: Spizellomyces punctatus DAOM BR117
Lineage: Eukaryota; Fungi; Chytridiomycota; Chytridiomycetes; Spizellomycetales; Spizellomycetaceae
Exons: 5
Molecular function (GO): nucleic acid binding
Source: RefSeq, a predicted model, not a curated record
AGAUGUCGUUUGCGAACGAGAUGCUUUCAUGUAGAUGCAACGCUUCCAAUGGCAAUGCAAUGCGGCUUGCCGCAAGGUCACUUUUAUCAAUAUUAGCUGAUACAUCGCGUCCCUCUCGAGCCACAUCUUGCUGCUCUCGAGCAUCUCGAGCAGUAACAACUAAUGUUCAGCGGCGCGCCUUGCGUUCAUUCCCACAAGGCGAAGAGCAUGCGUUUAAAAGAAACUUUUGGAGAGAUAUAAAUGGAAAGCGGUGUAUGUCGACGCGCCCGGUAUGGACAGACAAUGACAAGCAGGCACUAAUGGCUAGUUUAGGUGGAAUGCGAGAGACCGAACUCAAAAAGCAAAUGGUUUACUAUAAAGGUGAAGGGCCAGGGCAAUUCCACUCCCCAAAGACAUUUGGACGAAUGGUGGAAGCGCUUGCGACUCAUUUACUGUCGGGGGCCCCUAAAACAUAUAAGAAAGUCUCUGUGCCCAUUCCGGCACUGCAUAGUUUGUUGUAUGAUUAUUCUUUGGAGACCCUCCGGGAAUUGGCGCGCUUUCUAAACCUCGAAACAAACGACGAGCGGAGAAUGACAUAUGUUACGGCAAUUCAUGAACGCGUACGAAAGGCUCAAGUGGGUUCGCAGUCUCAGCCAUUUAAGCUCAACGACAUUACAGCCGCCGAAUUGACGCAUCUCGCUAUCAAGGACCUCAUGCCGAUAGUAGAAAGCUUGGGUUUAGAGAUAUCCAAGCGCAAAAGUGCGACCAUCCGUAGCAUUUUGUCGUACAUUGAGUUAAAUCGGACAGAUCUACAUGUCCGCGCUACCGUGGAAAUGAUCGCACGGUUGUCCAGACCCAAUAUUUUCUCCGCCGAAAUACCGAUAACGCCAGAUGGGCGAAUAGGAGGGAGAUGCCGCCGCCCUAGCACGGUAGUAAGCAAAAAGGCUGCUCAGAUCCUCUGUCUCGACAAACCUGUACACGCCCUAGGAGCAUCAUGGGAUGGAGCGUCACCUGCCGUAUUACAGUGGAAAGAGCUACUUGAUAAACGAGAUGACGAUACCCUUGCAAAAGGUGCUAGGCUCAUCCCAAAACAAGACUUACUGCGACUAGCUCUAGGGUACGGCUUGCAACCUGGACCAGUAGAAUCGGCAGUUCAGGUAUUUCGUCGAAUAUGCCAGCACGUGGUGAAAGGAGAGCCGAGAUCACCGAAUAUCCGACUCAGCAAGCUGCCACUCCCAGAACUGCAGGAAAAAGCACGGUCAUUCGGUUUGACGCCAUCCGGAACGAGAGAAGUGUUGCUAAAGCGGCUGCAAGAUCAUCUCACUUAUGUUCGGAAUGCACCAACUCCGAGCUCAAUCGUUGCUAUCGAUGUUGGCCCGUCAAACACGGGUUAUGUUCAUCUCGCGCUGCCAAAUACUUUGCCAAGCAACAUAAAAGAUAGAGACAAAGGUGCAACGGACGAGGUCCUUUCACGCCCACGGAUCCUGGACUGGGCCCUAUUGGAUUUGGAAGUAUCGUCGAUGGACUUUCCGGGCGUGGCAAUGGCAUGCAAACAGCUGCUGGAUGAGCGUUGUUACAAACCCGAGGCCCAGGUGUACCUAGUGGAGCGACAGACGUGGCGCGUCGUGUUUGGGAAACUUACGGUACCGCCACAGCUUAUCGCUUCUCUCGUGACGGAAGCGGUACUCUUGGGUAUGCUCCUGGAACGACGCGGUGAACCAGCCACUUCCGUAUUGCCCGCCUAUGUGUCACGGCACUUUUCCCUGAAUGAUCCUGCCAGCAUCCAAACCUCAGAUGUCAAAAAGAGACAACCCAGAUCCAAAAGAGCAAAGAAAAUAACAGCAGUUCAUGUCGUGAAAAAAAUCUUGGAGGAUCAGGAUGUGGACUGCUCGAAAGAACUUUUGCACGUAUUCAACACGACAAAGAAAAAGGACGAUAUGAGUGACGCUCUGUUGAUGGCUCUCGCUUGGCGGGAUUGGUGGUUUGCUGCCAAAGCAGAGGCUGCUGCACAGCUUGAGAUAGAUUCUCAAGAGCAAGCUGUGGCAGAGGAAGGGGAGAUGGCAGAAGAGAGAAUGAUGGCAUAACCAGUCUGUUGCAUGGUCAACGGAAUAUACCCAAUGUGAUCGGUUAGAGGCUGGUCCUCCUUUUGCGUUUACUCUUGGGAGAUGUCCUUUAGGAGAUGGAGAAGCUCAUAUUGCAUAAUGUAAUUGCUUUCCGGAUAGCCUCCCAUAGUUGCCUAUCUUGAUUACAAGCUUUGGGCUCACUUUUUCCAAAA